This is a messenger RNA of Effrenium voratum, 1944 nucleotides long. The record is from the annotation of a GenBank genome assembly. Lineage: Eukaryota; Dinophyceae; Suessiales; Symbiodiniaceae.
AUGAUAAAUCCCUUGGGCGGCACAACUCCUAUUGCAGAUUACAAGACGGAGCUGAACCAGUUUCUGCAGAGACAUUGUAAAAAACCUUUGACCAAGUCUGACAUUGUGUACACCUGCAGCAAAUUUGACGCUCAAUGCCAAGCCAUUGUCAAGUUGAAUUGUCUAGACGGCCAAGAGUACGCCGGCCACCUGUGCUAUGAUCAAAAGAGCGCAGAGAAGUCGGCCGCGGAGCAGGCUUUGCAGGCCAACAUCUUGUUGGUGCAAGCGACCAAGGCUGCAGCGGGCGCGCCAAAGAGAGCAAACCCCAGCGCCGAGGACCCAGCGGCCAAAAAGGCCCGGCUGGAGAAUGCCGCGAACCCUGCUGACAACGCGAAGACCGAGCUGAACUCCAUGAUUGGAAAGAUCGCCAAGAAGGUCCUGCUGAAGGGAGAGACCGUCUACGUUGCGAACAAGAUUGGAGCGGAAUUCCAGGCCACUGUCCAGAGCUCGGCCUUGCCCGGCGAGUGGGCGGAGCGCGCCUGGGCUGGGGAGCUGGCACCCACCAAGCAGAAGGCCGAGCAGAGUGCUGCAGCGCAAGCGCUGCAGGAUAUCAAGGCCGACGAGGAGUUGAUGGCAGAGGCCAACAAGUCCAACCCCAAGAGCAAAGGCAGUGGGGGCGGCGGAUGGGGCAGCAGCAAAAAGGCUGACUGGGCCAAGAUGAUGGCAAUGAUGAAGGAGUUCAUGAAAAGUGGCGGCAAGGCCCUGCGGGAGCCAGUUGGCGAGGACUUUGUCACUGGCGAAUGCGUGGAGUGGAAGGGCAAGUUUGGCUGGAUCAAGCCUGACAUCCCGGUGGAGCAUGAUGCCGCUAAGUGGCGAGAUGGCAAAGUCUGGGUCUCCAUGAAGGACUUGAUAGGCGUGGAGGAGCUGGCAGAGGGCCAAAGGGUGCUAUUCAAGAUUUAUGCUCCUGAGCUUGCAUUGGCCAAAGGUCAGCAGACAAGCUCUUGGUAUGGGGCGCCGCAGCUUCUUGUGCAGGAGUGCUGCGAUCCCUCAGGUUCUGCGGCCAAGUUCUUCCAGAGGCCGCCGAGUGGCCCCGAGGUGGAGUCCGUCGAGCUCCAGUGGCUGGCCGCUUUUGUGGAUCACUGCAAAGCCAAAGGUCUAGACAGUCCCAUCCUGCAGCAGCUCUUGCUGUCGGUGCUCUGCGAACAUGCCGAAGCUGACCCCCAUGGUCCAGCAGUGCAGGGCCUCCUUGACGAGUCAGCGAGGCUGCCUCAGGAACUGGCCUCCAGAAUUUGUGAAGCAGCGAAGGGGAGCGAGUCCAGUGAAUCGCCUGCGCCGUGCUUCCUGUUGCCUCGGCUCAGUGGCGCUUUGGUCACCUUGACAGCGCUCGACUCGCACGAGCUGGCACAGGACUUGGGGCCCGACGGUCUCCUAGAUGUGGCCAAGUCAGCAACAGUGGCCAGCAGCUGGACAGCCACCUUGGAGACAUCAAGGCCAGGCAUUCGACAAGAACUGUGCGAGCAGGAGAAAGACCAAGUCAUUCAGAAUCUCUCGGCGGUUUGGAAGGCCCUGGGCAAGGCCAGCGCCACUGGUGUGUUGCGGCCAUCCUGGGAGCGGCGCUUGCUGCGAUCGAAACUUGAAGAGCUCAAGGACCGCUUGCCCAAACCCAUGCGGGCCUCCGUGCGGGAUGCGCUUGUCUCCUGGGGAGGCGCCACGAAGUCCAGUUCCGGGGUAGGGCGGCUUCUCGAAUACAUCUCCUGGGGUGCCCUCGGAUUCUUGCUGCUGGCCAUCUCCAGUGAAGACGGCGUUGGCAUUCUCAGGUUUCACGUGGUGCCAGAUGCUUGGCAGCCCCUGAUCAAGGAGACAUGCUGCAGCAGCGAGCUUUGCGUGUGGAGGAACUCCUCGCCAAGUAUGACGCACCCCAGGCUGCCCCUCCUGUUGAGUGGGAUGCGUCUGCUGACUUUCUAA